Molecule: messenger RNA, 829 nt
Organism: Argiope bruennichi
Lineage: Eukaryota; Metazoa; Arthropoda; Arachnida; Araneae; Araneidae
Exons: 5
Coding region: 265-615 (116 amino acids)
Source: RefSeq, a predicted model, not a curated record
GUCAUCUGCGCCGUGGGAGGAGUGCUUUGCAUAAGUCUAGCCAUCGGAAGAAGAGGUAAAUCUUCAUCAGCUUCCCUUACGCUGUACGUAUCGACAAAGCUGACCGUGUCCAUCUCGUACUUUGUAUUCCCACUCUGGACAGCGGAGAUCCUACCGCCAGGUCCCAGGGAGACAGCGCUAGUUCUCGCGGAGAUACUCAACCUUGCUUGCCCCGUCUUCCUACCGCUGCUCAUCUAUCAGGGACGCACACAACACCUGUUGCCAAUGACACUUCUAGGGCUUCUCCAUGUGGCCGGAGGACUAAUGUCCUUGUGCUUACCAGAGACCCGCCUUAUCAGCUUCCUCAACACACCGGCAGUUGUGCCAGUUGCCCAGUGUGAUGGUCACUGGACUGCUCACAAUUGUGCUCACUGCCACAAUUCACCCAAUUGUACCCCAACAAAUAGUAUAAGGAAUCCCAAUCCUUUACCAGAAUCACCAAUAUUUAGCCUUCUGCGCUGUCAAGAAAGUCAAAUGUCAUAUUCAGGACGAGAAUCUGCGAUGUCUGACAUGAGCAAUCCAAGAUUGGGAGAAAGACAACUAUCGAUGGACGAGUUGAAAGUAACUGUCCUUUGAUAAACAGCUCAUCAUAUAGGAAUAACAAUAGAUGGAAUGGCAAAAAAUGGCCUUGGAAAUUUAUUUGUCAUGAAAGAAUCUGUUGCAGUCUGAAAAUAUGGAUAUUAUUGAGUCUCAUAUAGAAUGUGUUUAAAUUUUGAAGAGGGAAAACAGAUUAAGUACCUUUAUUGCUAAAUGUGAAGAAACUUAAUUAAUUUAGGGUUUCUUAAACUAU